AUGCAAGUUAGUGCACCGUUAAACACGUCCAGUGCGGCCCAGACAAACGUGCUACACAUUCACGCAAACGAUAAUGGGGUGAAUAAUACUAGUGUUAAUAUUAAUCAACAAACUGUGUUUCAAAACAUUAACGAAACUAACCUAAGUACCGCUAAUGUCGUUGGAUUACCGAACCAUGCAAGAUAUUCAUCUGUCCCCGUGAGUAAUAUUCAAAGUAGACCUACAAACAAUAACAAUUUAGUACCGAAACAUUCUAGAAAUGUGUCGGAACCAUCCAACCACUUUUUUAAGUGUCAAAAUAAUAACAUUUUAACUCCACAACCAGGAAGUUCUGUACCGAUCCAAUACAGACACAGUGCACAACUAGAUCAUUCAAAUGUGCAACAAAUUAAUAAUUUUAGAGGUACUUCAGUGCCCAAAAAUGUGCCAAUUAUUCCUCGACACGACAUUACCACAGUAACCACUACCACUACAGCCCCUAGCACUCAUGUAAACAAUUCAAGACUAACCCAGAAGGUUAAUGCACAGGUACCAAACGAUAUAAGUAAUAUUAACGUCAAUUUUUAUAGAGCAGUGCCUGUCAAUGUCAUUUCUUCAGUACCUACAAUUCAUUGUUUAAAUACUUUGAGCAAUGUGCAAGGUAAUGAGGUAUCUAACGUACAGGUACUUCCUUUGGGAAAUCCAACGAACGUAGUAACUAGUAGUUCUUUGGUGGUAGGUACUACCCAAGUGAUACUCCAUAAUACUCAAGCGAGUAUUAAUAAUACCAACGAUAGACCUACUUUUGUAAACACAUCGACUUCUGUUUUACCAUCUCAUACAUUUUCUACUAGUACUGGUACUAACACUGCAUCCCACUUUCCUACUCAGGCUUCUACAAGUCAAGUUUUUAUACAGAACCACAGACCUACUAAUACUAGUACCGUACCUUUUGUAAACAUACAGCCUGUUUUGAGAACAAACGUCCAAGUGGAAAGUAGUACACAUAACUCCCAAACAAGACCAGUCAACACUCCUAGAACCUUCACGAGCACCGAAGCUCAAACGGAUGAAAUAUCUAUUCUACCAGCAACGAAUGAACAAACCACAACUGAUAGGGAACAAAGAAGAAAAGAACGAAGGGAAAGAAGGCACCAAAGAAGACUAAAUAACAGAUAUUCCGUGGAUAAUGGUACUCAAGUUAACAACCAAAAUGAUCGGUUGCCGGAUUUGCUCAGCAACCAUCUACCACCCCCUUAUUCACCUAUCACUAGUGCUUCUGGACCAAACGUCGGAUCGGUCAGUCCUAUGUCACCGUUGAUGACAAAUUCCGGAAUUUUGCCGCACCCUCACGGUACAGUACUCCAAACGGUUGUUCCUAAUAAUAUAGUGCCUCCCAGUGGAUUUGUUUUCCAAGGUCCGCCUCCAGUGGCACAAGUGCCUCUAGUGCAAGGACCGGCGCAAGUGGCAGUUCCUGUGCCGCCUCCUACUGGAUUUAGAUUCCCGUUUCCUGCUACAGGCUUUAGAAGGGGCAGAUUCUCCGAGGACCCUCCCAAAGGCUGCUGCGGAAUUUUGUCGUGGAAGCCGGGCUCGCUGAGAUGGUUCAUAGCCCUCAUAGCUCUAGUCGCCGUCUGCUGCGUUUUAGUGGGUACAGCUCUGGGCGCCAUGAGGCCUUCCGGAAGGGACCAUCUCACGGUUUCUCUACUAAUGAUAGGCGUUGGAAUAGUUCUGGUCACUGUAAGCGGAGUAGCAUGGAGGCUGACCUCGCACGACUCCUCAACGUGCCGAUCUAUGUUAGGCUUAGGUAGUACCGAAUCUGUGGAAGUUUGUACACGACGUUUCGUUCCCAGGCUUCCACCGGCCUACGGCCGUCCACACCAUCCGUACGCCGCUAUGAUGUACCCCGAGUUCCAGUAUAGGCCUCCCCCGCCCAGUUAUCAGGCUUCUAUGCAGGAAUAUAGGUUAAGGCUUUUGUUGCUGGAAAGAGGAAACACACCGCAGAUACAAAGUGGGAUUCAGAACGCCGUGUCGCCUCCUCCGACGUAUAGGAGUCAGUCCGGUAGUUUGUUAAGGGCUCCAACCGCUGGUCGGCGAGAUGCACAAUCGGAAUACAGUUGUCCACCGUCUUACAGAUCUCAGAGUACCAGGCCGGGUACUUUACAACCCAACUCAGUACUUCAUAGUAGGGAACAAUCUUUAAGCCUUUCAGAGUCGAAUCACGGAGGAUCGAUGGUCAACGUAGUCAAUAUUUUAGGUAGCACUGAGGAAGAUAUAGCCCUAGACAACAUUACGUUAGACUCAUUGAAGAUGGAGCCCGAGCACGACCUGAACCCUAUUAAGAUGCUGCUGAAAGGCAGCUCCAAUGAACUAGAAGGCAGCAAAGACGGCAAUCUCGUCACUAUUGUACAAACCAGUGAUCAGAGCCCAGUGAUAGUGACAGUUAGCGGUAGUUCGCAGAUAGAUAAUAGUAGUAAUGUUCAAAUUACCGAAAUACCUUCAGAAAUGGAAAUACUAGCACAUUUAUAG
Diabrotica balteata is the source of this 2505-nucleotide messenger RNA. The record is from the annotation of a GenBank genome assembly. Lineage: Eukaryota; Metazoa; Arthropoda; Insecta; Coleoptera; Chrysomelidae.